UAAGAGAAGACCGCCGUCGCUGAAGCCUGCCUUCAGUCAGUCUUCAUUUACAAGCGCAUCGUAACAGCGAGCCUUCUCUCUCUUUCGUUGUGGGCUUCAUUGCGUGCCUUUAUCAGUUCGCUCUUCGCUAACUCACAGAAGUCGCCGAAGUGCCGCCGGGGGGCUUCAGCUGGCCGCGCUGAAGAAGUCUGUUGUGGCUUUGCACGCUCGACAGGGGCAUCGACGACAAUCACUAGUGCAUAGUAGUGCAGUCCUUGUAGACUGUAGCAGGACUUUAAUGUUAACCUAAGUAUGCUAAAUGUUUAACCAUCUUUAUCUUGUACCUAACGUGCGUGCACACAGGAACGAUAUGAGCCUUUAACCCGUAAAUAGAAUAGCAAGCCCGAAAAUAGUUGAAAAGAACGCGAUUCAAGCAAAUUGUGUUCCGGGACCAAUGUUGUGCACAGGUGACCCCGAAGAAGCCCAAAUUUGAAUGUUUGACGAAAUACGCUACCAUUGUGAUCUCUGCGAACUCUCAUUGUGUUUGGAAAGAAGAUAAAUGCGCAUUGUAUGAGGAGUGAUCUAUUAAGAGCACUUGAAUAAGCUUUAGUCUUUGGUCACAAGUUUGAGAAGCCAUUAUACUGGGCAACCGGACAGGUGCUCACCAAACUUGGACUGCACUGGCUAACGAGAAGUAGCCAAAUAGCUAUUGACAAUCUGGCCAUGACCUGAUGAAGUGAGAUACAAUGGAGCACAAGUUGUUACAGUUAACUUUUGCUCAAUGCGAGGUUAAUGUACUGACAGCGUCGAUCGUGACGUAAUUCAGUUCUGCCUUCGAUUUCUUUGAAUGGAGCCGUACGGUUUCGCAUCUUCCUGAGGUAAUUCCCACUUAAAAACUUCAACAGGCCACAAUAAUGGUUCUCCUAACUUCCGGUGUUCGACCGCCUCUACUGUUACUCCCCCUGGCGGCACUUUCCAACAUCAACUGCCUUCAGGGGGAUUUCGUUUUCGAUGACUCGGAGGCUGUGGUUAAUAACCCGGACGUUGUGGGGAGUGGAUCAUCCGAUGUGACCUGGGCCGACUGGGGAGACCUAUUGCGGGACGACUUCUGGGGAACGCCUCUCCACAAAGAGUCUUCGCACGGCUCGUUUAGACCCAUUAUUACUUUUAUUUUUCGACUGAUGUGGCAAGCUGGUAUGAUGCAGGCUAAUUGGUUCCGACUUCUCAACCUAGUGGUCCACUGCAUCGUUACGUUGAACGUGCACUCAAUUCUCCUUACCGCUCUCCAGUUGCCCUAUAAUCCCCUAGAAAAACAUGCCCGUCAGGCGGCUUUCCUAGCGGCCGUUUUAUUCGCGAUCCAUCCGGUGCAUACAGAGAGCUUAUGUAGCGCUGUUGGUCUAGCCGAUUUGUUGAGUGGUCUCUUCUUUAUUAGAGGUUUCGGUGUUUAUCUUCGAUGGAUUGCCGAACCUCGAAGCAGGAGGCUUCCGAUUAUGCUAUUUGGAUACGCUGUACUGGCACUCUUUUCCAAAGAACCCGGAGUCACGCUGUUGGGCGUUUGCGGUGCAUACGAACUCCUUGUCGUCUGUGAUAUUAUUCCUCACCAUGCAAUUACAAAAUACAAAGUAUUUGUCAAUUCGUUUAAGAAAUCAUCUCUGAUACGUUUCGGAUUCUGUGCAGUCUCGGGUGUCUCGCUCGUGCUCAUCAGAUGCCUCAUCGCUAAUUUCAAAGCGCCCACCUUUUUGCCAAUGGAUAAUCCAGCUUCGUUUCUGGAAUCGCCUAUAGAGCGUUGGGUUAACUAUCAAUACAUUUAUACACUGAAUUUGUUGCUCUUAUUUUACCCGCAAUGGCUAUGCUUUGAUUGGUCUAUGGGCUGUGUGCCACUGAUACGAUCUGCCCUUGACCCGCGCAUGUUCUCCCUGAUCGGUUUGUGGGCAAUUGCGGCAACUCUGGUUCGAGCGGCGUUUAUGGACGAUCCACCAAGGCGAUGGCACUGUAUUGCUAUAAGUCUCCUAGUGAUGCCGUUCCUUCCAAGUUCGAACCUUUUUUGUCGUGUAGGCUUUGUCCUAGCUGAAAGAAAUCUUUACCUUUCGUCAAUCGGUUUCUGCCUGUUCAUAUCUAUCGCAAUGCUACAGUGUCAUCGCAACUUGGCUCAACAUCGGAAGCUACAGCGUUUUUGCCUAACUCUUUUCAUACUUCUAUUGUCGGGUCGGUCACUUCGACGGUCGCGCGAUUGGCGGGACGAACGCUCACUAUUCAACGCUGGCCUCGAUGUGUGCCCUCUUAAUGCCAAGGUUCACUAUAAUAUUGCCAAGGUGGCCGAGGAUCGUGAUGCAGCCAUCGCCAGUUACAGACGAGCCCUCGAACUGAAUCCUAGGUACGAGCAAGCAAUGAACAAUCUCGCCAAUAUCCUUAAGGAUUCGAAUCAGCUCGAUGAAGCAAAGACACUACUGGAGACUGCGGUUAAAAUACGAACGAAUUUUGCGGCUGCGUGGAUGAAUUUGGGCAUCGUUGAAGCGGCCCUAAAAAAUUUCGGCCAAGCUGAACUCUGCUAUCGGAAAGCUAUUCAGCAUCGCAAUAACCGAUACCCUCAUUGCUACUUUAAUUUGGGAAAUCUGUAUCUAGAAAUGCAGGAUCACUCGCGAGCACUGACGGCGUAUCGUACAGCCGUAUCACAAAAUCCAUCGCACGCACUCAGCUGGAACAACAUGAUUAUACUCCUAGAUUCACUCGGGCGAUUGCCCGAAGCCGAAGAAGCUGCCCGAGAAGCUUUGAAGCGGAUUCGAAGUGAUAGUGUGACUACGAGGGGAAGUCAAAGAAGUGCUAUAAAAGCGGGCAGUGUGGCCGAGCUUGAAUUUCACUUAGCGAACACCCUCGGCAAAAUGGAACGAUUUAAAGAAGCGGAAGAACAUUUUAAGAAAGCCAUCGAACUCAAGCCAAGACACGCCAGCUAUUAUUCGAAUCUUGGCGUUCUCUAUCAUAGAUGGGGACGAACGGAGGAUGCGUAUAGGGAGUAUCACCGGGCGCUACAAUAUGACCCGUCAAAUACUGCCGUUAAAGGCAACCUGGCCAAACUGGAACGGGCUCGUCGAAGGAAAAGAUAAAGUUAGCCAUGCACUAGCGAAAUAAUCGACGAAAGGCCUAACGGUCUGCCAAUUUUCAGUAUCGGAAACUUUAGGUUACUGCACGUGCUGGGAACGUGUACCGUAUAGAUUAAUAGAUAGACUAUUACUACCAGAGAAAAAAAUAUCACCCACUGCUGUAUCAUGCAUGUUUAUUUAUAACGUUCGUGUAAAGAUCGGUUUUAUAAAUAACGAGCGAUCCCUAAGCAGGCGUUGUGAUCACUGAGGACGCCAACGCACAAGCUGAUCCAGCGUGCUGGGUUCCUUCAUUUGUACAACUCAACAACAGAAAGCGUGCGGACGAAUCGAAUUGUUCUUAAACAACGUAUUAACAGUGGAAGUUCUAGGCGUUCAUAUGUUUACCUCAGCAAUUUGCAUUCAUUUCAGAAUGUAUUUGUCUCCUGACUAGAACAUUGAGUAUUAGCUAACAGCGGUCAUCAGCUGAUAUUGUACAUAGAGUAACCUAUAUAUAUAUAUAUAUAUACAUUAUUAUUAUAUGUAUACAUAUAUAUCUAUACAGUGUGACAACUGGUAAUAUAUAGAUCAGUAUAGUUUUACUAUGAUAACAUACUGAGGUAUUUGAUUAAAAUGCGUUAUAAUGAUAGUUCCAUAAAAGUUCUCUGAGACUGGAUCAGUUUGCAUAGUCAAUCACGAAAUUGUCUUAUUCAGAUGACGUAUAUUAUUGACCUACAUAUCGCGUUCUGAUUUGUAAGUUUGAUACCCUUCGUUACUUCUAUCAGUCAUAGGCUACUCAUGCACAGCAAUGCGUUAAAAUCAACCAGUGUGCCAGUAUGUCUACGUAUUUGGGAUACAAGGACACUGCAUGGCUAUUCCAUACAUGAAAACCGACAGAAAAGGCUAAAUCGACAUAUUUCGUGACCAACGAUGACGAAACACUGUAGCGUGACGUCUUCCCACGUACGCUACCAUAUUGCUUUG
This is a messenger RNA of Varroa destructor (honeybee mite), 4037 nucleotides long. Its product is annotated as protein O-mannosyl-transferase Tmtc4-like. Gene Ontology annotation, molecular function: mannosyltransferase activity; protein binding. Gene Ontology annotation, biological process: protein O-linked glycosylation via mannose; endoplasmic reticulum unfolded protein response. The record is from RefSeq and is a predicted model, not a curated record. Lineage: Eukaryota; Metazoa; Arthropoda; Arachnida; Mesostigmata; Varroidae. Gene Ontology annotation, cellular component: endoplasmic reticulum.